Molecule: messenger RNA, 480 nt
Organism: Merops nubicus (carmine bee-eater)
Lineage: Eukaryota; Metazoa; Chordata; Aves; Coraciiformes; Meropidae
Product: receptor-transporting protein 3-like
Exons: 2
Coding region: 1-480 (159 amino acids)
Biological process (GO): protein targeting to membrane; protein insertion into membrane; detection of chemical stimulus involved in sensory perception of bitter taste
Molecular function (GO): olfactory receptor binding
Source: RefSeq, a predicted model, not a curated record
AUGGCUGUGAGAUGGGGCACGGUGUGGAUGCGAGCCUUUCGCCAGGCAUGCAGACGGUGCUCCGACCCUCGGCUGGAGGAACCCGAUUUCAGCCAGGACACUAUGGAGAAGCUUCUGCACAACCUGGUGCUAAAGAUCCUCAAGUACUUCUACCAUGUACCCAUCCAGGCCUCUGACCUCCUGGAAGUCGUGGUGGAUGUGGUGGUGUCAGGGCCGCACGACAGCGCCCGCUGCGAGGGCUGCCAGCUCGGCGUGUGCAGCAGAGCACGGCUGGCCCAGCAGCCCUCGAUGGAUGUGGACAAGGCUAGGUCAUCUCACACCCCGAAACGUUGGGGCACAAGGUCCCGGGUGACCCCGAGUUGCGACCGCUCGCCCGGCAAUAGCACCUUCUCCUGGAAACGCUGGUGCUGCAUCGGCAGCUCUUUGCUCUGUGCUUUGGCAGUGCUCCUCUUCCUCCUGCUUUAUUUCACCAAGUAUUAG